AUGCCUACGCAGCACGUCGAGCCGGAGUCUCACGAUCUUCUUCAAGAUGUCGCCAACGCGCUGCUCAAGGCGCGAAAGGUGGUUGUUGUGACUGGCGCUGGAAUCAGUACCAAUUCUGGCAUUCCGGACUUCCGCUCCGAAAAUGGACUUUAUUCCCUUAUUCAAGCUCAAUUCGAUGCUGCGAACCAACAAACACGAUCGGCCGAGCGCUCCCGGGCGGAUGGUACUGGCGCCGGCGCCGGCGUGGAGGAAGACGAUUCGGCGAAACGUGCGAGGAGCAUAUCGCGGGAGCCUUCUCCAGACUUGGAUGAAGUUGCUCAACAGCUAAGAGAAGAUAUCAAGGCGCGCGCAGAAUCCGAAGCUCUGGCAUCCGGCAAGGAUACCGAUACACAACGAACCGAGCCCGCCUCAGCUCCCGACGCGUUAAACGAAACCCAUUCAACCACUUCACAUCUUAAGUCUGCGCUUCUUCCUCCGCCACAACUGACGACAUCUCCUCCGUCCUCUCCUCCGAGAGAAGCUUUUAUACUUACUCCAUCCUCACUGCGAGCCCAGCAUGGCAACCAUAUCGCCGGCGCCUCUCAUAAGCUUGUUUCGUCCCCUCUCUCUUCGCCUCCGCCAGUUCUCUUCGACCCCUUCCAUCCCUCCUCUCCUUCAGAUGAAAACAUGAGUCGCCGCAGUAGCACCACACCCUCUGAAAUGGACGAAUCUCAGGAGUUGCCGUCCGCUUCCCAAGCGUCCAACAUGGCAAGGACGUCUUUGCCCAACAUGAAGGGCAAGGAUCUCUUUGACGCCUCGAUAUGGGCAGACCCUACGAGAACAUCGGUGUUUUACCAGUUCGCAACAUCGUUGAGGCAAAAAGUCCGGGACGCCGAGCCUACAGGCUCACAUAAGUUUAUCAGUCAUCUCAGGGAUCGUGGCAAGCUCGUGCGAUGUUACACACAAAACAUAGAUCAAAUCGAGGAAAAAGUCGGCCUGUCAACAUCUCUUCAAGCCGGCCCGGGCAGUAGAGGCCGCUUCUCACGCAAAUCAACCGCAAACACGGCACAGCUCAAUAAGAUGGUCGAAGAAGUAUCCAGCGGUGAGAACAGCGGCGAUGCUGCUCCCUCUAGCAGCCAAUCACCAAGCGAGACGCCAACAAAUGCACCAGACCAGCAAUCACAGACCAGCACCACAUCAUCCCAGCCCAGUGGUAAGACGGAAGAUGAAACUACCACACCGCCAGAUCUACCGAAGCCAAUCCCAAGAAAGGAGGCGCCAGCGCUGCAGUCUGGUGUGGAGUGCGUCUUCCUGCAUGGCUCUCUACACCUUCUACGGUGCUUCCUUUGCGGACGAGUUUGCUCUUGGGACGACGAUGACCGCGAAGUGGAGACACUUUCUGGCCAACAGCCUGAAUGCCCUCACUGUGUUGGUGCCACUGAGGCUCGCCAGGAAAGGGGCAAGCGUGCGUUGGGCGUGGGCAAGCUACGCCCUGACAUUGUACUCUACGGUGAGGAACACCCAAAUGCCCACCUUAUCAGCCCCAUCGUGACGCAUGAUCUUGCUCUAUAUCCGGACAUGCUCCUGAUCCUUGGGACGAGCCUACGGGUCCACGGCCUCAAAGUCAUGGUCAGAGAGUUUGCAAAGACAGUGCACAGUAAGGGUGGCAAAGUGGUAUUUGUCAAUUUCACCAAACCAUCAGAGAGCUCCUGGGGCGACAUCAUCGACUACUGGAUCCAAUGGGACUGUGAUGCUUGGGUGGCUGAUCUUCAAGUUCGCAUACCAAAACUUUGGCAAGACCCGGAGCCGCCAAAGGUCAGGAAGAAGCGUGAAGUAGGGGGGGCCGGCGACGAGAACAAAGAGGAGAAGAAGAAGCCGCCUGCUCAGAAUCCUGUCGCCUUGCGGGACACCAAAGUGAAUGGCGCCUACUGCACGUUGAAAAUCCUGAAAGAGCUGCGAAGAAUCACGGGCAGUCCACCGCCGCCACCAUCGUCUUCUUCUUUACCGCUUCAUCUAUCACUAUCUCUGCCGCCAUUACAUCGCACCACGGCAGCCAUUACCGCCACCCCUGAGCUCCCUGCUCACGUCGAAAUCAUAACUGAAGCUGCCGUCAUAGACGCUCCACCUGUUAGCACGCCAAAAGCAAAGCCCAGGCGAUCGCGUAGGUCGGCACCUGGAGCCAUGGACAGGCCAAAGAGGACACCAUCGACAUUAAAUCCAAAUCAUGGCCGGACAAAGAAGCCCGUAGAAGAGGCCAAACAAGAGGUGCCCGAGACACCUGACCAACCCUCUUCUGUCAACACGGUGGAAGAGUUCAGCUCCAUUCUACACUCUGUCAAAUCGAAUCCCCGUAUUAGGAAGAGGAAAAUGAUUGAUGGGGAAGAGUUUGUGUUCCCUGCGGUUGGGAAGAAGCGCGCUGCAUUGGAUAGCCUGUAUAAAGGCCCUGAGGAAGAGGACAAGAAGACGCUGCCCCCCCUACGUCCGAAGCCUGAGCCUGCAGUUUCAUUUACGCCGUCGCUAGCUGGAUCUGAAGGACCUGUAGAGGACGCUCUCACCUCGAUUUCGGUAAACCUACGAACGGCGACGGCAUUUGCAAUGCCGGAGGCAUUCUACAUUCAAGACCCACUAGUCACAUUGCUGGAAAACCCACCUCAGUGGAAAGCUCUGGAGAUGAAUAUUGAAGGUAAACGCAGCAAGCGUCGCGCGUCCAAGAGGUUUCAAACGGCGCAGAUCGAAACAAAGGCGCAAGCAGAAGCAAACGCGGCACUAGCACUGGCAGGCCUCAAGACAAACAGCCCUAUGGUGACGCAGGUUGCCCAUGCCGUUUCUGGCAGCGGACUUUCAGAAUUGGCGGACUGGGCGUCCCACUGGGAUUGCAGGAAAUAG
Molecule: messenger RNA, 2865 nt
Organism: Trichoderma gamsii
Lineage: Eukaryota; Fungi; Ascomycota; Sordariomycetes; Hypocreales; Hypocreaceae
Exons: 2
Coding region: 1-2865 (954 amino acids)
Molecular function (GO): NAD+ binding
Source: RefSeq, a predicted model, not a curated record